Messenger RNA from Chrysochloris asiatica (Cape golden mole), 1512 nucleotides. RefSeq names its product lysophosphatidylcholine acyltransferase 2B-like. The coding region runs from base 160 to 1512 and encodes 450 amino acids. The transcript has a single exon. The record is from RefSeq and is a predicted model, not a curated record. Gene Ontology annotation, molecular function: 1-acylglycerophosphocholine O-acyltransferase activity; calcium ion binding. Gene Ontology annotation, cellular component: endoplasmic reticulum. NCBI's taxonomy places the organism in Eukaryota, Metazoa, Chordata, Mammalia, Afrosoricida, Chrysochloridae.
GAUCGAGAGCUGUGGGAAUCCAGGAGACUGUCAAGGACCAAGUCUUUAUUCUCACCGGCUGUGGUUAACCCCUUUGUGCAUCGGAUUCACUUCAGUGCCUGGCAAUGGGUUUGCACCUUCCUCUUGGGCACUGUGCUGGUGCCUGUGCGAGUGUCCUGCAUGGUCCUCCUCUCCCUCUUCAUCUGGCCCAUGGUCACACUUGCCACCAUUUGCCGUCCUGCUAAACCAGCCCUGCCAGCCUCGAAUUGGAGAAGAAAACUGACGCAGCCAGUUCUCAAGAUCUUGUUACAGGCAAUGUUCUUUUCUGCGGGGUUCGUGGUUAAAGUGAAAGGGAAAAAGGCAAGGCGAACCGAGGCCCCCAUCUUAGUGGUGGCGCCGCAUACCAGCUUCUUUGACGCAAUCGUCUGUGUUGUGGCAGGGUUACCUUCAGUGGUCACGGCUACUGAAAACACAAGGAUUCGAGGGGUUGGGAAAGUUCUACUUUCCACGCAGCCAGUACUUGUGACCAGAGAUGACCCCAAUUCCAGGAAGAAUACCCGGAAUGAAAUCCUGAGGCGUGUGGCAUCCGGAAAGAAAUGGCCACAGAUCCUGAUUUUCCCAGAAGGCGUGUGCACCAAUCGCUCCUGUCUAGUCACCUUUAAACUUGGGGCCUUCACUCCGGGUGUUCCCGUGCAGCCAGUGUUGCUCAGGUAUCCAAACACUCUGGACACGGUGACCUGUACCUGGCAGGGCUUAUCAAGAUUACAGGUCUUUCUGUUGACUUUGUGUCAACUCUUCACCAGGGUGACUAUUGAGUUUAUGCCUAUUUAUACCCCAAAUAACGACGAAAAAGAAGAUCCAAUCCUUUUUGCCAAUACAGUACGGAUCAACAUGGCAAAUGCCCUGGGAGUACCUGUGACAGAUCACACUUAUGAAGAUUGCAAACUGAUGGUUUCUGCAGGUCACCUUCAACUACCCAUGGAAGCUGGUUUGGUGGAAUUUACGAAAAUUAGUCAUAAAUUAAAGUUAGAUUGGGAUAAUAUUCAUCAGUGUUUGGAUGAAUAUGCUGCAAUUGCAGUUGCCUCCGAAGGAGGAAAGAUAGGAAUUGAAGAGUUUGCAAGAUUCUUAAAACUCCCUAUUUCAAAGCCCCUGAGACAACUUUUUGCUCUCUUUGACAGAAACAAGGAUGGCAGCAUAGACUUCAGAGAGUAUGUGAUCGGUCUGACUGUCCUAUGCAACCCUGACAACACUGAACAGAUUCUCCGGAUGUCAUUUAAGCUUUUUGAUCUUGAUAAAGAUGGUUUCAUCACAAAAGAGGAGUUAACGUCUAUUCUUAGGGCAGCUUUCGGAGUGCCACAUCUUGAUGCUUCUAAACUCUUUCGGGAAAUAGCUGGACAGAACACAGAGUACAUUUCAUUCAAAACCUUUAAGAAAUUUGGCCUGAAGCAUCCAGCAUAUGCCAAGUUAUUUAGUUGCUACCUAGAUCUUCAGGCAGCCCAUGUAUGUUCAUUAUCACAAGCAAUAAAGGUUUAA